Molecule: messenger RNA, 348 nt
Organism: Clonostachys rhizophaga
Lineage: Eukaryota; Fungi; Ascomycota; Sordariomycetes; Hypocreales; Bionectriaceae
Source: the annotation of a GenBank genome assembly
AUGGGAACUCAAGAAGAGAACCAGGUGCGUGCCUGGGGAUUCCACCACGUAUUUACGUGGUCUGACGGCCCAGUGAGGCCCAUAGGCAGCGGGCCGGGCGGUUGGAGACACGGGCGCUUAUUUAAUUCUUGUGCUCGACGCAGGGGCUUCCACUAUGCACCACAUUCCCACGCGAGCUUGACCACUCAUCUCAUCGUCGCCGGCGAGCUGACUCUUUGGUAUCCGAACGAAACCAGCCAGCAGAGGGUAACAUAUGGGCCCGGGUCGCGCGUUGACGUCGAGGCUGGGCGGGUGCACGAGGUUUGGGUCGGGGAUGAGGGGUGCACGUAUGUAAUUGGCGAGUGCUAG